Priapulus caudatus is the source of this 3024-nucleotide messenger RNA. RefSeq lists its product as uncharacterized. Lineage: Eukaryota; Metazoa; Priapulida; Priapulimorpha; Priapulimorphida; Priapulidae. Gene Ontology annotation, cellular component: Golgi apparatus. The transcript has a single exon. The record is from RefSeq and is a predicted model, not a curated record. The coding region runs from base 323 to 1363 and encodes 346 amino acids. Gene Ontology annotation, molecular function: glycosyltransferase activity.
UAGCCGAAAACUUGUUCCUAGUAGCAACCGUGCAGAUCCCUGAUGAGAGCAGAUUGUGCUCAUUACACAAAGCAUACGGAUGUGAAGGAAGUUACGCUAUGGUUCGGAAGACACGUACGUCAACCAGCGACUAUAUCUGCAGUGUAUUUACUAUUUACCAUCGUACAUUCAGACCGCACUCCGCCGCGCACUAGCCAGUUAUUGUCCGUAACGGUGUGCGAUACAGAAUGCUGGAAGCUUAGGAAGGACACACGCGGGAAGGGACCACGUCUGCCACGGCCACACACAUACGGCACCGCUCGCUAUACGCGUCUCUAUCGCCAUGCGCAUGCCGUUACUUCCUCGUCGUCGGCGUAUCGGCAUCGUUCGGCUCUGCAUAUCUCGUCUGCUAAUUCCCGCCAUCUCGUUUACGUGCGUGCUGAUAGUGUACGCGGCGAGCGGCGGCGGUGACGGCGGCGGUGCUCUCCCGCCCGUGCGGCAGUACGACACGUUCGAGGAGGCAGCCCGCGCGAUUGCUGCCGACGGCAGAGUCGUGGCGACGACUGUCGUUAACGACGCCUUCGUGCCUCUCACGUUCAACUGGCUGUGCAACACCAAGGACAUGGGCGUGCACGAGAGCGUGGUUCUCGUCGCCACCGACAGGGAGGCGUUUGCGAAGCUGCGUCGGCACUGGCCGCGCGUCGCCAGCGUGCUGCUCGACCUGGGUGACGAUAUGCGUCGCACGCACCUGUUCGGCGACGUCGGCUACGAGAAGCUGAUGAUCAAACGCACCGAGUUUAUCAACGCAGCGCUGCAGGCAGACGACGCGCGCGUGUUGCUGUUCGAAACAGACGCCCUAUGGUUGCGAAACCCGAUCGCCGAGCUCGCGCGCGGCAGCAACGCUUACGACAUCCUCGUCGCGCUGAACCGACCGAACGGCGAGAUCGCCGGAAACUUCCUCUACUUCCGGCCGACGCCGAAGACGAAGCUCUUCUGGGCCGAGAAGACGCGCCUGAUGACGUCACAGCUGGCGGGAUUCGUCGGCAAGCGUAGCGACGACCGCACGCCGGAGAACGAUCAGAAGUACGUGACGAAGCUGCUCGCAGCUCGCUACGCCGACGUGCUCGUCGCCGUCUGGCCGCUGGAGCGCGUGCAGACGGGCCGCUGGUACACGCGGCAGACGGUGCGAGCCAAGCCGACGCUGCCUGACGUCAUCAACAACAACUUCGUGCGCGGAAUCGCUGCCAAGGAGACGCGCGCCAAGAGAUGGCGCCACUGGUUCCUGCGAGACGACGGAGUGACGUGUGAUGGCGCGCAGGUGGAGCGCAUUCUGACGCUCGGCCCGCGCGCAGACGAACCACCAGACGAACCGCCAUGGCCGUAACCAUGGCAGCAGUUGUAGUUGUAGCUAAACCUGUGGCUGUAGCUAUAUGGGUAAAACUAUAGCUCUAGCUGAAAUUGUAGCUAUGGCUGUAGUUAAACCUGUAGGUGUAACUAUAUGGCUCAAAUUGUAGCGAUCGCUGUAUAGCUACUACGGCUGUGACGGCAUGUGGCUCUAGCUGUAACUGUGGGGGCGUCUGUAUUAUAUAGUUGUAGCUGUAGUUGUAGUUGUGGCUGCGUUGAUAGUUGCGGCUGUGAAUCAACAAUUUUUACAGCUAUGCACAAUGUAGCACAAGUUUUCAGCAUAAUACGUACGGUCUCUAUAAACAUAUAUACCAGGAGCGUAUAAUGACAAAUAUAUACGCUCCUGUCAUAUUACGCUCCUGAUAUAUACAGACAAUGAUCGUUGAUCACAUAAGUACCUGAAAUCAGCGCAAUUUAUAGUUUUGUUUUGUCCUAUUAAUUAUUGUUUUGAUAUUCAUUAGCUAUAUAUAUAUAUAUAUAUACGGUUGUAAUUAAGCUAUCGUGACGGUUACUGCACAUUUUACACAGUUUUCAGUUUCAACAGUUGAUAGGGAAGUAAGCUUAGGCCUAGGGGAGGUUUUUUGUAUAAUACAACGGUUUUGUUCAACUGUAUGCGAUGCAGUGCGGGCGUGAUGUUUUGACAUCAUAUGUAUGUUAUCCAUUAUUAAAAUAGUGAUAUUAUUCAUAUAAUGGGUUACGCAACGCAUGAAUCCUUCCUUUCAGUGUUAAUGUUAUGUAUGUGUUCAAUAUUUUUAGUGUUAAAUUGUUUGCUGUACGCAUGAAUAAAAACAAGCGAAUACGCUGCUAGUUGUUUGUUACCAUAUUGUUGUUGACUACGCUUAGUUCCUGUGGCUGUUCGCCAUUCCUAGUGCUGCUAUUGAUUGGAGAUUGGACUGGGACAUGCUUUAUUAUCGUCAUUGCAUAUGCGUUUCGAAAGCAGCGCGUUUCAUAAAAUGAAACCAAAUAAGUUCGUGCCAUGUGCGGACAUGCUUGUUUGGUAUCCAGAUGAGACGGGAUACCGGAGAAGUGUUGCCGAAAGGAGAUCGUUGAUAGUUGAUCCUAACCGCUGAGCACGGAUCUUGCGCGCAGUUCCGCGGCAAGGCGCACGGGACCGCGGGAACGUCCUACGACAGUAUGCAGCGCGUGCCAUGUGCGGACAUGCUUGUUUGGUAUCUAGUGGUUUGAUCGUCGCGUCAGCACUGUAAAACGAUACCGUCUCGCGCAUAAGCAGAGUAAACAAUUAGUAAAAUAAUAUAAAAUCUUUUCACAUUACGCGCCACAUCUACUUACAGAUCUCGUUGCAGGUUCGUAUAUGGAUAAAUAUGCGCGCACACACGCAUGCGCACGCAUACCCUAAACGCUAUAUUUCUUUCGCACCAUUCCUUGUAUAGUUACUAGGAGAGCUGAGCCCUGACAGAAGCGAACGAGGCAUGGAACACAGAUUCUAUCCAGAGAGUUCGUUGCAGAAUUCGCAAACCUGUGGAGCUAUAUAUAAUAUAAUAUAAUAAAAUAACAAACGGUGUUACAAUUAAUUAAUAUGCAAUUAAAUAUGCAUAGUAUUAUUGUGAUAAAAAUAUAUAGUUUAACUCUGGUUGGAUAAGACUACAGUUUUCCGGAAUUAUAAUAUAUAUAUAUAAUCAA